CUUUGAUUAACGUCAAAAACCGUAAACGUCAAAAACGUGCCAACGUCAAUCCCUUCUUCCUUCCCCCUCAAAAAAUUUUCUUUUCAUCAAUGCAGAAAUAGGCGAAGAGCAAAUAUAUCACCAGAUAUAUUAUUAGGAACAAAAAAUAAAUAAAGGAAGGAAAAAAAGGGGGAAAUUAAAUUAUGGCAUUUUCUUCAUUGCAUUUUGAUUAUGGACAAGUGAGCCUUUUUAUUCUGAUUUUAUCAUCAUCAAUAAUAUCAGCACAUGCUGCCCCUACUACCAAUGUUCAUAGCUCCUGCAGCAAUGAUAUCAAUACGAUUCUGGUGAAGUUGUGGGUUAAUGGUGCUGAGAAAGAUUCAAUAGUUGGCUUGAGUGCAGCAUUUGGAUCUGUAUUACCCACUGAUACUAAACAUGCCCCCAGAUUGCCUGCUGUUUAUACUCAACCUCCGAAUAGCUGUUCUGCUUCCUCCACCAAGUUAUCAGGCUCUAUUGCACUAGCUCGUCGCGGUGAAUGUGAUUUUCUAAUCAAGGCUACGGUUGCCCAAGCAGGAGGUGCAUCAGGUGUUGUGCUAAUAAAUACUGAAGGAGGUGCUCUGGAGAUUGCUUGUCCUAACAAUUCUACCAUAUCUAAUGUAACCGUUCCCGUCGUUUCAAUUUCAAAUGAUGGGGGAGAUAUUAUUGAUAAAUUCAUAGCUGCAGGAAAGAAAGUGGAGCUGCUGUUAUAUUCGCCAGAUCGCCCUAUUGUGGACUACUCGGUGUCAUUCAUAUGGUUGAUGGCUGUUGGAACAAUUAUUUGUGCAGCUCUUUGGAAAAGAUUUACUCGAUCUAAGGAUGACGAUGUAGUAGCCAAGGAGGAUGAUGAUGAUGAAAUUCUGCACAUUACUGCAUGGACUGCUAUUGGGUUUGUCAUCUCAGCAUCCACAUUUCUGGUGCUACUUUACUUUUUCAUGUCGACUUGGUUUGUCUGGCUGCUGAUAAUACUUUUCUGUAUCGGUGGAAUUGAGGGACUGCAUAACUGCAUAGUGUCGCUCAUACUAAGCAAAUGUAGAAGUUGUGGAAAGAAAACACUGAAUUUGCCGCUUCUUGGGGAGGUCACUAUUCUGUCUCUAGUUGUCCUAUUACUUUGUGUGGCGUUCGCCAUCUUCUGGGCAGUAAACAGGAAAGAAUCAUACUCUUGGAUUGGUCAAGACAUUCUUGGAAUUGCUUUGAUGAUCACUGUUCUGCAGUUGGCUCAGUUGCCUAAUAUAAAGGUCGCUACAGUGCUUCUGUGUUGCGCAUUUGUCUAUGACAUCUUCUGGGUUUUCCUAUCUCCUACCAUAUUCCAUGAUAGUGUUAUGAUUUCAGUUGCUAAAGGUAAGAAAGCUGGUGGAGAAUCAAUCCCGAUGCUUCUGAGGGUUCCUAAACUAACAGAUCCUUAUAAUGGCUUUGAUAUGCUUGGCUUUGGGGAUAUUCUCUUCCCUGGUUUGUUAAUUUGCUUUACAUACAGAUUUGACGAAGCUAGAAAGAAGGGAGUACUAAAUGGAUACUUCCUUUGGCUGAUGAUUGGUUACGGAACCGGUCUUUGCUUUACUUACUUGGGCUUGUAUUUAAUGAAGGGACACGGUCAACCCGCUCUCCUAUAUCUCGUGCCAUGCACACUAGGAACUUGUGUGGUACUGGGUUUGGUGAGACGCGAACUGAAAGACCUUUGGAACAAUAGCGAUGAAUCAAAACAAAUGGCUGAAGAACGUCUGGGAAGCACGCGUCUUGGAAGCGCUUGAUAGAGCUUUCGAAAGUUUAUUGCAUGGGCAAGAAGAAUAUAAAGGUGACAAACACAAGCCAUUUGGUAAAAGCUGUUCAUAUAUAUA
Molecule: messenger RNA, 1847 nt
Organism: Nicotiana attenuata
Lineage: Eukaryota; Viridiplantae; Streptophyta; Magnoliopsida; Solanales; Solanaceae
Product: signal peptide peptidase-like 5
Exons: 14
Coding region: 183-1760 (525 amino acids)
Biological process (GO): membrane protein proteolysis
Cellular component (GO): cytoplasmic side of endoplasmic reticulum membrane; Golgi-associated vesicle membrane; lumenal side of endoplasmic reticulum membrane
Molecular function (GO): aspartic endopeptidase activity, intramembrane cleaving
Source: RefSeq, a predicted model, not a curated record